ACUUUCCGGGCCAUGGCCCAAAUCCAAGUACUUCAUCAUUUCACUUUCCAAAGCUGUAGACUGUAGUAGGUAUUUAGGUUUUCUCGGCUGCUCUCUAUUAGAUCAAUCUCGCUUCGGUUGUACUACUCCAGGUUGGGAUCUUAAUUUCAGAGAUGGCUGCAAGUUUGGCUUUAAAAUUGUCCCGUGAAGUGAGGCGUCCAUUGUUGGGAGGCAUUGGAAACAAUUUGUCUAGUGUAUUGUGUGCAUCAAAUGAGAUGACUGCCUGCAAUUUCUUGUCUCAGCAAAGGACUUUCACACAGAUGGGGACUGUUCCCAAUGCUGUGGACAACUCUGGCACAAAAAGGUUGAUGUACACACAAGCUCUAAAAGGAGAAAAAGUGGCUGGAUUGGGGGAUGGCAUUGAUGCAUCAGUAAAGGAAGCUGUGUCAAAUGCAGUGAGGCGUUCACUGUUGGGGGGCUUAGGAAACAAUUUGUCUAGUUUGUUGAGCAUGUCAAAUGAGAUGACAGCCCGCAAUUUCUUGUCUCAGCAAAGGACUUUCAUACAGAUGGGGACUGUUCUCAACAUUGUGGACAACUCUGGCACCAAAAGGUUGAUGUCCACACAAGCUCUAAAGGGAGAAAAGGGGGCUGAAUUGGGGGAUAGCAUUGAUUCAGGAAAUCCGAGUUUUAAAGUGAUCCAGCGCCCAUUGUCUCCUCAUCUUUCUGUUUAUAAGCCACAGCUCACUUCAACGAUGUCAAUUUUCAAUAGGAUCGCCGGGGUUUUCCUAACCGUUGUGGUUUUGUUUUAUUAUCUUCUUUUCCUGAAAUUGCCUUCUAUUUGCUUCACCUAUGAGAGUUUCUACCGAAUUUUCGAAUUUUUCUUUGAUCAAGAUAAACUUAUCAUAAUCUCCGAGAUCACUGCUUUGGCCCUGACUUAUCAUUUGUAUAAGACGAUUUGGGUCUCAAUGCAAGGCCGGCCAUUUGGGGCAAAAAUACCGAGGAAGUAAAAGCUUGUCAAGAUCUGAGGAACAAAAGCAUGUCAAGAUCCUUACAUUGGCAGAGCAUUUUACCUGAGGUAUGGAUUCUGAUGGAACUUCUUUUUGGUCUUCAGGCAUUCAGGCUGUAAAAUCUUUAGUAUUGUAUUGAUGUGUCUUAGACUCCUUGUUUAGAAUCCCAGAAUAAAAUUCCCGAUUUAAGGGAUUUGAUUGAAGUCAACUUACCCUUUUAAUUUUUUAAGUUUGGUAAUUUACUGAUGGUAUUUUUCUAUGUUUGGCAACUUGCUGUUUGUGUACUUGAAGAAUAAUGGGCAUGUUAAUGUUCCUAGUUUUAUAUAUUAUGUUCCUAUUGAUGAAUAGAAAAUUAGAGACCUUUGCAAAA
Molecule: messenger RNA, 1356 nt
Organism: Mangifera indica (mango)
Lineage: Eukaryota; Viridiplantae; Streptophyta; Magnoliopsida; Sapindales; Anacardiaceae
Exons: 6
Coding region: 153-986 (277 amino acids)
Biological process (GO): tricarboxylic acid cycle; mitochondrial electron transport, succinate to ubiquinone; translation
Cellular component (GO): ribosome; membrane
Molecular function (GO): electron transfer activity; succinate dehydrogenase activity; structural constituent of ribosome
Source: RefSeq, a predicted model, not a curated record